Fusarium redolens is the source of this 855-nucleotide messenger RNA. RefSeq lists its product as uncharacterized. The record is from RefSeq and is a predicted model, not a curated record. The transcript has 7 exons. The coding region runs from base 1 to 855 and encodes 284 amino acids. Lineage: Eukaryota; Fungi; Ascomycota; Sordariomycetes; Hypocreales; Nectriaceae. Gene Ontology annotation, molecular function: oxidoreductase activity, acting on the CH-OH group of donors, NAD or NADP as acceptor.
AUGACCACUUACCAGAUUCGUGAGGUUGAUAACCGUGUAGAGGGGCGUCUCGCUCUCGUCACCGGAGCCAGUGGUGGGAUCGGUUCAGCUAUUGCCAGAGCUCUAGCAGCAGAGGGCUGCGAUGUUGUACUCCACUGCAAUGCCAGUCUGCAUAAAGUCGAGGCUCUAUCUAAAGAACUAACAUCAGCCCACCCCGGUCAACUCUUCCCUUGCAUCUCAGCCGAUCUCAGUUCCCGCGAUGAAACUCGCGGCUUGGUCGACAAAGUCUUUCAGGACUCUAGCAUCUCCGCCAAACAUAAAGCAGUAUCUAUUCUCGUUGCAAACGCUGGCCUCGGUAGGCGUAUUCGAGAUAUUCAGAACAUCGAAGAAGAUGACUGGGAUUCGGUCAUGGAAGUCAACGCGAGGAGUCAGUUCGUGGUGACGAAGGCUUGCUUGCCUGCUAUGAGGACGCAAAGUUGGGGUCGUGUGAUUCUUGUUGGGAGUAUUGCGAGUACGGGUGGUGGAAUAAAUGGUUGUCACUAUGCCGCCACGAAGGGCGCCUUGAGCUCAAUGGGCAAGAAUCUUUCAACUGUCCUAGCUGGUGAAGGAGUCACUGUCAAUACUGUGAGUCACAAAGAAAUCCUUCCUGCAAUGAUUGGCUUCACAGACAUGAUCCCAACGCCCAAGGAAACAACAUGGACAAGAAAAACCGAUCUGGAGGAACUCAAAGAAACAGACCCAGGCCUGGCCAUUGCAGCAAGCGUCCCUGUACGUCGUCUGGGCCAUCCUCAAGAGGUUGCCAAUAUCGCUGUCAUGAUGGCAAAAACUGGAUAUCUCACUGGACAAGAUAUUAUCUUAUCAGGUGGUCUGAAGUAG